AUGUUCUCUGCCCAGGAGCUACAGCUGGCUCAAGAGCAAGAUCCAGUUAUCUCCAGGGUGUUGCCCUUUGUUUCUGCCAGGAGACGACCGUCUAGGCGAGAAAGGCAUGGUGCUGACUCGAAGGUCCUCAGAUUGUUGAAGCAAUGGGAAAGGCUGGAAGUCCAUGAUGGAGUUCUGUAUCGGGUCUCAAGAGAUCCAGUUUCCAAGCAGCGACGAUCCCAAUAUGUGUUGCCUCAGAGUCUAAAGGACAAAGCACUGUCCGGCAUCCAUGAUCUGGCAGGUCAUCAGGGCCAGGAUCGUACUCUUUCGCUUGCAAGACAGCGUUUCUAUUGGCCUGAUAUGGAAAAGGAUGUGAGGGCACAUGUAAAAUGCUGUCAGAGAUGUGUGUUUGGGAAGUCACCGGAACCAGCUGCUCGCGCUCCUCUGGAGAGCAUCAAGAGCUCAGCUCCAAUGGAGUUAGUGUGCAUGGAUUUCUGGACUGCCGAAGACAGCAAGCAGCGGUCCGUUGAUGUUUUGGUGGUCACCGACCACUACACCAAACUCGCUCAUGCCUUCCCUUGUGCCGAUCAAACGGCAAAGCAGGUCGCAAGGAAGCUUUGGGAUAAUGUGUUCUGUGUUUAUGGUUUCCCGGCGAGGAUACAUUCCGACCAGGGCGCCAAUUUCGAGAGCAACCUGAUUGCGGAGCUCCUCCGUUUGGCUGGUGUUGCAAAAUCCCACACGACAGCUUACCAUCCGAUGGGCAAUGGGGGUACCGAGCGAUUCAACCGCACCUUGGGCAACAUGCUCCGAGCCCUUCCCCUAAAAGAAAAACAGCAAUGGCCACAACAAGUCCAGACCCUCACGUUCGCAUACAACGCCACCGUCCACGAGACGACGGGUUACGCUCCAUUCUUCCUCAUGUUUGGGCGUGUCCCUAGGCUGCCGGUGGACGUCAUGUUCAGGCGGGUUCUGGACGACCCUGAAGUUGCUGACUACGACACAUAUGCAAAAUCCCUGCUUUCUUGCUUGAAAAGUGCUAUGGAGAUCGCUCAGAAACAUACUUCCUCUGAGCAGCAGCACCAGACCCGACAAUACAACAAACGAGCCAAGGGCACCUUCCUGUCAGUGGGAGAUCGUGUGUUGGUGUCAAAUAAAGGGGGACGAGGAAAGAGGAAGUUAGCCGACAAAUGGGAAGAUGGAGUGUACACAGUGGUUGGAGUGAAUCCAAGUAUCCAUGUCUACAAAAUACAGGAUGCCGUGGGACACACAAGAGUUGUGCAGAGGAAUCUCUUACUGGAAGUGAACUUCUUGCCUCUCCCUGGAUUGGACCAAGCCGAGUCUGCUGAUGCAACUGAUCAGUCGUGGGCUGAAGAGGAGUCUGAUAAGGAAGAUCGCGUCUCUGAUGAUGAUGAAAUGGCUUCAGUGUCUGGAGAAUUGACUCAGGGUGAACAUGCCCAGGACGUGUCAGAUUCCAGAGAUGAAGAGGAGCUCUCAAUCUCAUCACUUGACGACUCACCUGAGUCCGAGUUGGCUGUUGCAGAAGAGCAUGCUCAGCCUAGUCCAGCACUCUGUCCUGCUGCUGUUAUCAAUGACUGUCCAUCCAUCUCAGUCGCUCCACACAGAGACACAAGGCCAGCCCAGCAUGCUGACACCUCAGGUUGCACUGACUCUCAUGCACACGCUGAGGAUGAUGGCAUUGUCAGAACACGUGCUGGAAGAUUGGUGAAAUCAGUGAACAGAUUGAUAGAAUCUAUGGUUCAGAAACCAUUGUUUGAAAGGUCCAAGUUUUUUAUGGACGGCCGUUCCCAGCUGUUUUAAAAGUUGGGCGUGACUUAGUGUUGAAAGUGCUUAUGUGAUACAUUUUCAAAAGGGGCCAACUAUGAGGUUUUAUAAACCUGCAAAUGUCUAUGGACUAUGUAUUUUGGGCCAAAUGCUGUGUGACGUACGAGGCGUCACAUCAAACUAAGGGGAAUCUAGAGAUUUGAUCAACCUCUUUCUUUCCUGAACCUUGUGUUAAGGUAGCUUUCAAGUUGACUAUGUGGACAAGGUCCAUUGUUCAUUUGUGCCAGGUUGUGUCAGUGCUAGACUUUUUGUACGCCUGUGAAGACAUCCUUAAAUCAGGAUGUUGGUGAAUUUCAGGAGGGGUGUAUGUAACCAGGGUGAAACAGCGUUUUUUAGUUGUGUUGAAAUGUCACCAAUGCUGAUUUAAAUGUACCAGUAUAUGUUUAGGUACAUUUGGUAACCUGUUCCUUUGUUGAUGUGUUUUUGUACCUGUACUGUAGCUUUAAGAGAAGUCCGUGUUUUGUGACGUGUGUGUGGCGCCAAAGCUCAGAAGGCUUUUUACUGUCUGAGCGGAGGUAUGUUGUUGUGUUUCUCGUCAUAUUUUAGCAUAUAGGUCGUUUUGUGUACAAUGAAAAUGUUUAAUGUGUAACUAAGUGUGUUGUGAAUUAAGUGUGUGAACAUGUUACAGCGCUGUUUUGUUAGCUAGCACUUAGUAAAUGCACUUUUUGAGAGUUUUUGUUGUGUACAUGUGCGUCCGGGUAUUACAGUGUUUCCUCUUUAUUUGUUUGCUAGGAGGGAAUGUUGGUCCCGACUACGACCGUUUAUACUAUUGACACGUUGGUUUCUUUGGCUCAUACAGAAGCGAAUAAAUGAGAGAAAGCCAGCCUC
Hypomesus transpacificus is the source of this 2649-nucleotide messenger RNA. RefSeq lists its product as uncharacterized. Lineage: Eukaryota; Metazoa; Chordata; Actinopteri; Osmeriformes; Osmeridae. Gene Ontology annotation, biological process: DNA integration. The transcript is spliced from 2 exons. Gene Ontology annotation, molecular function: nucleic acid binding. The coding region runs from base 1 to 1797 and encodes 598 amino acids. The record is from RefSeq and is a predicted model, not a curated record.